This is a messenger RNA of Leptinotarsa decemlineata (Colorado potato beetle), 5911 nucleotides long. RefSeq names its product transcription elongation factor Spt6 (gene Spt6). Gene Ontology annotation, molecular function: DNA binding; histone binding; nucleosome binding. The record is from RefSeq and is a predicted model, not a curated record. Lineage: Eukaryota; Metazoa; Arthropoda; Insecta; Coleoptera; Chrysomelidae. Gene Ontology annotation, biological process: nucleosome organization; transcription elongation-coupled chromatin remodeling; transcription elongation by RNA polymerase II. Gene Ontology annotation, cellular component: transcription elongation factor complex.
UCAUUCUGUCAUCCAGUAAAAGAAUGGGUAGUGGGUUUGGAUACUUAAAUUGAGUCAAUGGAGCAAUUUUACCUAGGAAUUGUACAUAAAAUUAUUCUUUCUUUUCAACAACUUCAGUUAUACUGAUAUAGUUGUAGUAUUGGUUUUUAGUUCUGAGGAGUUCUAACCACGUGUAUAUUUGUAUUGUAUUGCGUUUAAUCUGUCCAAUUUUUGGGUGAAAUUAUCUAUUUUAUGCAAAAAAAUCAUUUGAGUUUUUUCAUCUCACGUAGAAGAACUAGUAAUGGCAGACUUUAUAGAUAGAGAAGCUGAAGAGAGCAGUGAGGAGGAAGACUUAGAACCACGCGACCGCAAGAAAGCAAAGAAAGCUAAAGCUGUUGACAGUUCUGACGAGGAGGAAGAAGAUGAUGAAGACCGUUUACGUGAAGAACUAAAAGAUCUUAUUGAUGACAAUCCCAUUGAAGAGAGUGAUGCGGAAUCUGAUGCAUCUGGUAGUAGUAGAAGUCAAAAGCGAAAGAAAUCAGAUGAAGAAGAUUUAGACGAUCGUUUGGAAGAUGAAGAUUAUGACUUACUUGAAGAGAAUUUGGGUGUCAAAGUUGUGAGACGUAAAUUCAAACGUCUACGUCGUUUUGAUGAUAAUGAGAGUGAAGGAGAAGAGGAACAAAAUGCUGAUCAAGAUCGAGAUCAAAUUGCCAUGGAUAUAUUCUCAGAAGAUGAUGAUGAACGAAGAUCGGAGCGUAGCCAUAGGGCCCCUGAACCUGAAGCAUUUGGAGAUGAAGAAGAUGAAGGAGAAUACUCUGAUGCCGACGACUUCAUUGUGGACGAUGAGGGUAGGCCUAUAGCCGAGAAGAAAAGGAAAAAAAAGCCCAUUUUCAGCGAUGCGGCUCUUCAAGAAGCCCAGGAAACUUUUGGUGUUGACUUUGAUUAUGAUGAAUUUUCCAAAUAUGACCAAGAUGAGUAUGAUGAGUCUGAAGAAGAUGAGGAAGACGAGUAUGAGGAAGACGACGAAGGAGAAAGAAGGAGGAGAUCUAAGAAAGCUGCUAAGAAGAAGCCUACUAAAAAAUCAAUAUUCGAAGUCUACGAACCUAGUGAACUCAAAAGGGGCUUCUUUACUGACCUUGACAAUGAAAUCCGAAACACGGAUAUUCCAGAAAGAAUGCAACUACGAGACGUCCCAGUUACGUCUGUUCCUGACGACUCUUCUGAACUCGACGAUGAGGCCGAAUGGAUCUACAAACAAGCGUUUUGUAAACCGUCAGUGUCUAAUAUGGACGCGAACUUAUCUCCUGAAGCUCGAGAUAAAAUGAAAAAAGGGCCGCAAACAAUCGUCAAGAUCAGGAAGGCGUUGGAUUUCAUCAGAAAUCAGCAGCUGGAAGUUCCUUUUAUCGCUUUCUACAGGAAGGAGUAUGUUCAACCGGAACUGAAUAUCAAUGAUCUUUGGAAAGUUUAUAGAUUUGAUGCAAAGUGGUGUCAACUGAAAACACGUAAAGAAAACAUGCUGAGACUAUUCGAGAAAAUGAGAUCAUAUCAGUUGGACAUACUAAUGAAAGAUCCCGACGCUCCCAUACCUGAUAACGUGCGAGUUAUGAAAGAUUCAGAUAUAGAGCAGUUGAAGAAUGUGCAGACCCCUGAAGAACUCAAUGACGUGCACAAUCAUUUCAUUCUUUAUUAUGCUGCCGACUUGCCUGCCAUGCAUGCGGCUUGGAGGAUCAAGGAUAAAGAAGAGAAAAAACGGGCCAAAAGGGAAGCCAGGAUGAAGCUCAUUGCUGAAAGCGAGGAAGGAGCAGACAUUCCUGAAGAGGUAGAAGAAGUUGAGGAUGAUGAGCCGGAACCUGAGACUUUGAAGUAUGCAAAUAGAUCUGGCAGUUACUCACUGUGUGUAAAGGCGGGAUUGGACGGUUUAACGAAGAAAUUUGGUUUAACACCUGAACAUUUUGCGGAAAAUCUGCGAGACAAUUAUCAGAGGCACGAAGUAGAUCAAGAACACGUGGAACCGCUUGAAAUUGCGAAAGAAUUCAUAUCUCCCAAAUUCUCGACAGUUGAAGAAGUCCUCCAAGCGGCCAAGUAUAUGGUUGCUCUGCAAAUUGCUAGAGAGCCUUUGGUUCGAAAGUGUGUGAGAGAAACUUUUUACGAAAGGGCAAAAAUGAAUGUCGUACCAACUAAGAAAGGUCAGAAGGAAAUUGACGAGUCCCACAACUGUUACAGCAUGAAAUAUGUCAAGAACAAACCUGUUAGAGACUUGACCGGCGAUCAGUUCCUGAAACUUUGCCUUGCAGAAGAAGAACAUCUGCUGACCAUUUCCAUAAAUGAAACGAUUGAAGGUAAUACCAGUGGAUCAUACAUUGAUGAAGUUAAGCAACUGUAUAUCAAGGACGAAUUCAGCAAGAACGUACAAGAUUGGAAUGCUCUCAGAAUGGAAUGUGUAGAGAGAGCUUUAACAAAAAGUGUUUUCCCAGAUUUGAAAGCAGAACUAAAGAGAGUGCUGCUAUCCGAAGCGAAGGAAUGUGUACUGAGAGCUUGUUGUAGAAAAUUAUACAAUUGGAUAAAGAUUGCUCCAUACACAAUAACAUUUUCCGAAGAAGACGAGGAUGACUGGGACACUUCCAAAGGAAUCAGAACUAUGGGCCUUGCCUAUGUUCCGGAUUAUACCGUGUCAGCUUUCGCUUGUAUUGCUGCUCCAGACGGAGAAAUAACCGAUUAUUUGAGGCUCCCCCAUAUGCUAAAAAGGAAAAAUAGUUACAGGAAUGAAGAGAAGUUGCUGAAGGAGUCCGACUUGCAAGCAGUUAAGAACUUUAUCUACACCAAAAAACCUCACGUGAUCGCCAUCGGCGGAGAAUCUAGGGAGGCACUGAUGAUCGCCGAGGACCUCCGUGGGGUUAUAAAUGAGUUGGUGGAAUCAGACCAGUUCCCCCAGAUAAAGGUUGAGAUUGUGGACAAUGAGCUGGCGCAGGUGUAUGCCAACUCUAAUAAGGGACAAGCAGAUUUCAGAGACUACCCAGAACUUCUGAGGCAGGCUGUAUCAGUGGCCAGGAAAAUGCAAGAUCCUCUCGUUGAGUACUCCCAGCUUUUCAAUGCGGAUCAGGAAAUUUUAAGUUUAAGGUUCAGUCCACUACAGGAAUCUCUCCCAAAAGAAGAAUUGCUCGAAGCUUUAUGUUUGGAAUUUGUCAACAGAACAAACGAAGUGGGCGUAGAUGUCAAUCUGGCCGUUCAACAAGCCCACAAAAGUAAUCUGGUUCAAUUCAUCUGCGGUCUCGGACCGCGUAAAGGCCAAGCUUUAUUGCGAGUUUUGAAACAAACCAAUCAGCGACUGGAAAAUAGAACGCAGCUUGUUACAUCGUGCCACAUGGGUCCGAAGGUUUUCAUAAACUGUUCAGGAUUCAUAAAGAUAGACACGAGUAGUUUGGGAGACAGUACGGAGGCUUACGUGGAAAUACUGGAUGGGUCUCGCGUUCAUCCAGAAACAUACGAAUGGGCCAGGAAAAUGGCAGUGGACGCCUUAGAAUAUGAUGAUGAUGAGGGAGCGAACCCCGCCGGAGCCUUGGAGGAGAUCCUUGAGGCGCCUGAAAGGUUAAAAGAUUUGGAUCUUGAUGCUUUUGCAGAGGAGUUAGAGAGGCAAGGGUUUGGUAAUAAGAGCAUCACCCUGUAUGACAUAAGGGCGGAAUUGAACUGCAGAUACAAAGAUUUGAGGCAACCGUUUCGUUCAGCUAAUCCUGAGGAGUUGUUCGAUAUACUCACGAAGCAGACUCCCGAAACUUUCUAUAUAGGUAAAAUGGUCACGGCUUCAGUUAUCGGUAUCGCUAGAAGAAAACCCAAACCGGAUCAACUAGAUCAAGCGAAUCCUGUCAGAAAUGAUGAAACUGGCCUCUGGCAAUGUCCUUUCUGUUUGAAGAAUGAUUUUCCUGAGUUGUCUGAUGUGUGGAAUCAUUUUGAUGCUGGCUCUUGUCUAGGACAAGCGACUGGUGUAAGGUUAAGGCUUGAUAACGGUGUAUUAGGUUAUAUUUAUAUAAAAAAUAUCAGUGACAAACCAGUAUCGAAUCCCGAAGAAAGAGUUAAAGUAGGCCAACUCAUUCAUUGCAGAAUACAAAAGAUUGAUGUAGAACGGUUCAGCGUUGACUGUACUUCAAAAUCCAGUGAUCUUUUGGAUAAAAACCAUGAAUGGAGGCCCCCUCGAGAUCCUUAUUACGAUCAAGAACAAGAAGAUAAAGACAAAGGCAUAGAAGCGGAGAGAAAAAAAGACUUACAACGUAAAACGUACGUGAAGCGAAUCAUAGUUCAUCCCGCCUUCCACAAUAUUUCCUAUGCUGAAACAGAAAAAUGCAUGGCCAAUAUGGAUCAAGGGGAAGUCAUUAUAAGGCCUUCAAGUAAAGGCUUCGACCAUUUGACAAUAACGUGGAAAGUGGCAGAUGGUAUUUACCAGCAUAUCGAUGUCAAGGAAGAGGGUAAAGCAAAUCCAUUUUCAUUGGGAAAAUCACUGUUGAUUGGUAAGGAGGAGUUUGAAGAUUUGGAUGAAAUAAUAGCCAGGCACAUCACUCCAAUGGCUUCAUACGCAAGGGACUUGCUUUACUUUAGGUAUCACAAAGACUUUGAAGGUGGGCAAAAAGAUAAAGCGGAGGAGUACUUGAUCGAGGAGAAGAAGAAAAAUUCUUCUAAAAUUCACUAUGUCAUCAGCGCUGCUAAAAACUUCCCUGGCAAAUUUUUGCUCUCUUAUCUCCCACGAAACAAAGUCAUUCACGAAUAUGUAACGGUAACUCCAGAGGGAUUCCGAUACAGACAGCAAAUGUUUGACUCGCUAAAUUCUCUGUUCAAAUGGUUCAAAGAACACUUCAGGGAUCCACCUCCCGGAGGACUUACUCCAGGUACUCCGCGGUCUUCUGGUCGCACGCCAUAUGGUAGCGGAACUCCAUCAUUUAAUAUGAAUACUGAAGCAAUUCAACGAGUUGCUCAAAAUCUUCCGAGCCACAUGAUGCAAACUUUGUCGGCUGUAGCCAACCAAACUCCUCAUUAUCCUCACACUCCUGGGGGAGCCUACGGUGCUGCCAAUUAUAUCAAUACACCUUACACUCCGAGCGGGCAGACUCCGUACAUGACCCCAUACCAAACCCCCCAUACCCAGCAGACGCCUCGGUAUGGCCACCAAACCCCUUCUCAGGUAUCAGGCGCAGCCCCUCACCUAGCAGGAACUUUCUUACACCCUAGCGCGGUGACGCCUUCACAGCGUACGCCCAGCUACAGAAACCUACCAGUACAAUCUCCGAUGAUUUCGCAGAGUCCAGUGCCUAGUCCGGGAUCAUCGCAAAGCUCUUUCAGCAGCAGUCACAGCCAGCAUAAUCGAGGAAAUUACGGGGAUAGGAUGCGGUUCCAGCCUCCGGAGUCUCCGAGGAGUUUUGCCAGUAAUAAUAGAGUUCCUUAUCCUGAUAACCCAAGAUUCGGGUCAGGAGGAACCGAAUCGAUGGACUGGCAGAAGGCGGCUGAAGCUUGGGCUGCGAGGUCCAGAUCCACACCAAGAAGCGAGGGUCGAAAUACUCCACGAUCUAUGGGUCAGAGGACUCCGAGAUAUAAUGAUAACAUUGCCAACGAUCUGGAGCGCUCCAGGAUGAAAAAUGUUGGCAAAAGCCCCAGGUCGGCCAGAUCCACUCCUCGGACAAACACUUCUCCUCAUUCUAUGUCGUUGGGUGACGCCACUCCUCUUUAUGAUGAAAGUAUCUAAUGACUAUGUGUUAGUUUAUGGGUGACGGUAGUGGAGCCACUUGAAGGUGGGGAAAGAAGCAAAUUGGAGUAUUUUCCAUGAAAAAGGAUGAAUGGUCAUUGAGAUAUUUUGCUUUUUAAUUACGAGUUAGGUGAUAUUUAUAAAAAAAAACAUGCUUCUGAAAAAUAAGACUCUCAUUAGAUGAAAUUAUACAGUGUCAUCCCCAAA